AAAAAGAUCCCAAUACUUACAACAACCAUUAUCAACCCAAUAAUAGUGGCACAGAUGGAUAAGGGAGCUAUUUUGGCCGAGGUGCGGAGCGUUGUUAACGAUCUUUUCCGCGGCUUGACGCUUCCACGCAAUCCACAGCUAUGGCAGUCUCUCCCUACGGAAAAACAAGAACAGUUUCAAAGUAGCCCCGAGUUUGUCGAAAUAGAGAAGGAGCUCGCAGCUUUACGAGGACGGCGUGAUGCCGACCCAUCUUCCCGUCGCCGUUGCAGCAGGGAGCUUUACGCCAAAAGACGAGAGUUAACCCACAAAGAAGUCCGAAAGUGGCAGAAAGCUCAGUCCCACCAGCCUAGUGGAAAGGACAGUUCCUCGCCCUGCUACCGCCGGAGCAUUUUUAACCGAGUCCGAUUCAUGAUGCCCGAACGCAACCGCCUCGCAUCUUCUCUCUUCAAGCCCGACACGCUACGGAGCACAACUAGCCUCAGCGCUCUCCGAGGUAUGGUUACGCUUUGCGAGAAAGAAGCGGAAGUAGAGUUCCGGCCUGGUUUAGAACCAGAGAAAUACUGGAGACACGUAUACAGCUGCUACAAGAGAAGCCACGACGACUUUGUGGAACUUUGCUUCCUUUGCAGCAAAUGGAUUUUCGGGGAAACACAAUGGAGCAAUCAUUGCCAAACGCAUCUAAAUUGUCCAGAAACACUGCCCGUUCAAUGCGAUCCUCUGGUCUAUGGCGGCGCUCUUGUCACCGCAGGCUACUGCGUGUUUUGCAUGGCGGAUCCGUCACUACCAUCAGAGAAGCGACUGCAUCAAUAUCUGGAGAGAGGUCCAUGGAAGGAUCACGUU
This is a messenger RNA of Lasiosphaeria miniovina, 840 nucleotides long. RefSeq lists its product as uncharacterized. The record is from RefSeq and is a predicted model, not a curated record. The transcript is spliced from 2 exons. The annotation marks the transcript as partial. Lineage: Eukaryota; Fungi; Ascomycota; Sordariomycetes; Sordariales; Lasiosphaeriaceae.